GCAUUUUUAGAGCAAAGGUCAAGCGCGCAGCAACUUCGACAAACGGUAAUUUCCAUCAGGUGCCGGCGGAAAAACCUCCAAAAUCCGUUUUUGCCCAAUCGGACGCUUCGCACGCAGGUCUUCGCGAAUUCAGGUCCCGCUCUCUCUCUCUCUCUCUCUCUCUCUCUACCCUCCGAUCGCCGCCGUCCUCUCGCCCGCCUUCCCUAGGGUUUCCAUCUCCCGCCUCUCGAGCCACCGCCGGUCCGCCUCCGCCUCGAUCGACGGCCGAUCCCGCCGCGUGCGCCGAUGGAUUGGGGCGCGGUGACGGCGGAGGAUCUGGCGGGCGCCCUCCGCGAGGUGGAGUGGUCGUCCCCGCCCCGGCCCCCCGCCGAGUUCUUCUCCAGGUUCACCCUCCCCAGGUCGUACGCCAAGUGGAGCAGCCGCCUCAAGUGCAAUCUCUACUACUAUCGGACCAACUAUUUCAUCAUGAUCAUGGUUAUUCUAGGAUUGGGAUUCCUUAGGAGGCCUCUUGCCAUAGUUGCUGCUCUUUUAACAGCUCUCAGUACUGCAUGUCUUAAUGACAGCUUUGCAGGCACUUUCAGUGAGAAGAUAACAAGGACUGUGAGGCAGUUUUCACCACAUUUUGCUGCCAAAUUGAGGCCCUCUCAUAUACCUGUUAUUCGUGGACGUCCAUCAGCAAAAAGAUCAAUCCAUAUCUGUGGCCAGCCUCGCCGGGUGUUUGUCUCGAUAUUUGCCUCUGCGAGUCUUGUGCUUUGGUAUGUUUCCUGUGGAAUCUUGACUCUCCUCUGGGCUUUUGCCAUUGGACUCCUUGCUACUGUCCUUCACGCAAGUUUCAGAACACCAAACCUGAAAGCACGCCUAAAUACAUUUCGUGAAGAGUUUCGUGCAGUUUGGCGCAAUUACAGCGACCUUUAAUGAAGCAGAGUAACUGGGAAAUGGGUUGCUGAUUUUUCUGUAUCUUCCAACAAGCCAGUCCGGUUAUAGGGUUUUACUCCAAACUGGUGAACUGCUGAGACGGCACCUACUGCUCUUAACAGCUUCAGGUUAUUGGAGUCUGGACUUGUCAGGUGAAGGCUGUUGACUCUAGCUGAUAAUGGAAGGAAUGUAAAUUGUAAGAACUUUGUCCUGUAAAGAAAACUAGUCCUCUGGCAUUAUUAUCAGAAAAACAAUAACGAGUGCAAUUCAUUGUUAGAGUUCUUUCAGAUUGAUAUGGUAAUGGAAACCUGGUUCAUGAACUAUGCUUGAGGUGGUUGCUUAUUUGUGAUUCCUCCCACUAAAAGAAGAAAUGAAAUGUUGAAUAUGGUUCUUCUGUUCA
This is a messenger RNA of Eucalyptus grandis, 1315 nucleotides long. RefSeq names its product PRA1 family protein A1. NCBI's taxonomy places the organism in Eukaryota, Viridiplantae, Streptophyta, Magnoliopsida, Myrtales, Myrtaceae. The coding region runs from base 286 to 915 and encodes 209 amino acids. The record is from RefSeq and is a predicted model, not a curated record. Gene Ontology annotation, cellular component: membrane. The transcript has 8 exons.